UUUGGAAUGGUCAUCACAGUCGGACAGGCAAUUGUCUACGUAAUGACAGGAAUGUAUGGCGACCCAGCUGAAAUUGGAGCUGGAGUAUGUCUCUUGAUCAUCAUCCAACUGUUUGUAGCAGGACUGAUUGUCUUGCUAUUGGAUGAAUUAUUGCAAAAAGGCUAUGGUUUGGGAAGUGGUAUUUCUCUUUUCAUCGCUACCAAUAUUUGCGAGACUAUUGUUUGGAAAGCAUUUUCUCCAACUACUGUUAAUACAGGCCGUGGUACGGAAUUUGAGGGCGCAGUCAUUGCCUUGUUUCAUCUUUUAGCAACGAGACAAGACAAAGUUAGGGCUUUGCGGGAGGCAUUUUAUAGGCAAAAUCUUCCAAACUUAAUGAAUUUAUUAGCCACGAUCUUGGUAUUUGCCAUUGUGAUAUAUUUCCAGGGAUUCAGAGUGGAUUUACCAAUUAAGUCAGCGAGGUAUCGUGGUCAACAAAGUAGCUAUCCCAUUAAACUUUUUUACACGAGCAACAUUCCAAUUAUCCUGCAAUCUGCGCUGGUCUCUAACUUGUACGUCAUUUCUCAAAUGUUGGCCGUGAAAUUUCAUGGUAACAUUAUUGUCAACCUGCUUGGAGUCUGGUCGGAUGUUGGUGGCGGUGGCCCUGCUCGAUCUUAUCCCGUCGGUGGACUAUGCUAUUAUCUCUCCCCACCUGAAUCCGUAGGGCACAUUGUACAGGAUCCUGUACACGCUGUUCUCUACAUUCUUUUCAUGUUGGGAUCCUGCGCAUUCUUCUCAAAAAGUUGGAUUGAAAUCUCCGGAAGCUCCGCUAAAGAUGUUGCAAAGCAAUUAAAGGAUUCUCAAAUGGUAAUGCAAGGUCAUAGAGAAAAGUCUCUGAUUCACGAAUUAAAUCGCUACAUCCCAACUGCAGCGGCAUUUGGUGGUCUUUGCAUUGGCGCUCUUUCGGUACUGGCAGAUUUCUUAGGUGCAAUUGGUUCUGGAACUGGUAUUCUACUUGCCGUUACAAUUAUAUAUCAAUACUUUGAAAUUUUUAUCAAAGAACAAAGUGAAAUGGGUGGUAUGAGUACAUUACUCUUUUAA
Messenger RNA from Ceratosolen solmsi marchali, 1077 nucleotides. Its product is annotated as protein transport protein Sec61 subunit alpha isoform 2-like. Gene Ontology annotation, biological process: protein transport. Lineage: Eukaryota; Metazoa; Arthropoda; Insecta; Hymenoptera; Agaonidae. The annotation marks the transcript as partial. Gene Ontology annotation, cellular component: membrane. The record is from RefSeq and is a predicted model, not a curated record. The transcript is spliced from 3 exons.